Chara braunii is the source of this 1117-nucleotide messenger RNA. NCBI's taxonomy places the organism in Eukaryota, Viridiplantae, Streptophyta, Charophyceae, Charales, Characeae. The record is from the annotation of a GenBank genome assembly.
GCGGCAGCUCUUCGACUGUUUCGGCCAUCUCCGGGCCACGAAUCGGCUCUUGCCCCGUCCGAGCCUUUGUCCUCUCUCUCCCCCUCUCCUUCUUCGUCUUCUUCCUCUUCCCGAUCUGCCUCGUCCCUAGGUGCUGAGAGUCUCAGGGAGUAGGAUGAACCAUCGCUUGUCAGAGCAUGAGCCCCUCGAGCACUUCCACACGCCGCUUGCCGAUCGCUUGUUGCGGCACCAGUUCAAUGAGGAAAGGCAGUUGCGAUACGAUAUUCAGCAGGUGAACGUGCCAGCAUCCGGGGUUGCUGAUCUGGCGACAUACUCGUUACUUUGUGAUCGGCUGACGUAUGCGGGGGUGUACGUGGAUGUGACGCAGUUGCUUGGGCGGGAGACGACUCGAGUGUUCAUAGAGUUCCCCGCGCCCAGGUGGCACCUAACUUCGUGCAUAGCGUCGCCACCUUUAUCAGAGACUGACGAUUCUGCCGCAGCCGAAUUGGGAGCCGGUGCGAAGCUUUGUGCGCGAAUACGCGGUGCAGGCAGCGAGAUCAGUGGCCAGAGUGCAAGGACGGGGAGGACACCGAUUCACAGCCCACGAAGCGUUGUUACGCAGGGCAGAGGACGGACCAAUUGUGAUGAUGUGGAGCCGCUGCCCUUCGCAGACGAAGACUCGUGGGAGUUGCAUCGUGCGGUAUAUAAGUCGGUGGCAUUGGGGAUGUUCCGAUUUUUCGUGGAUCACGAAGACCACUCCAUCGGGGAGCACUUCGUCGUUUAUUACGUCAUCACACGGCCCAAGCCAGCGCAGAAGGAGGGGAUGGUGGCGUUGUACCCAUUUGCCCAGCUCCAGACGACCGAUCUGGGAUUGUUGGAGCUCAUACAUCUUGAGCUCCUAUCCAUUGCGCAAGUGAUCGCGAGCGAGGAAGAGGAGAUCCAGCCACGAUUGCGGACGGCGGCUGCCCCGCGGAGAACGUACAACGCGGUCGUCAUCCCGGAUUACAUUGCGCAGCGUGAGGAGAGGUUGGAGGACUUCCCUGAGGAAAAGCCGCUGUGACCUCCCUCAUCGUAUCCCAGAACUGCGCCGCCAAAGGCCCCCAAGAAGACGCCAAAGAGGAAGAGACACCACCCAUCG